Molecule: messenger RNA, 3665 nt
Organism: Nerophis lumbriciformis (worm pipefish)
Lineage: Eukaryota; Metazoa; Chordata; Actinopteri; Syngnathiformes; Syngnathidae
Source: RefSeq, a predicted model, not a curated record
AGUCGGAAGAGAACGACACAAAAAACGGCGGUGCUGGGGGUUGUUGUUUUACGGCUGCCGACUCGCUGCGGAGGGCUUCCCCCCCGUACACAUUUGAAAAAAUAUUUCCUACAUGAGGUUUAAGGUUAUACAUGUCGGGAUUUCGGCAGGGAAUGUAACUAACACACGGCGGAUCACGCGGCUAACUUUUUUUUUUUAAUGGAGUAUAGAGCCGUAGAGGGGCUUUGAACUACUCAGCGACGGUAGAAACGACACCAUUAUAUAUUUUUUUUUAGUAUUUUCGCUUAUACGAAGAGUCACUCGGUUUCGCAUGGAGCCACUACUUUUUGACGGUGUAGCAAAGUGUGGUAGUCCGGUAACGUCAGCUAAUGCUAGCAGCUAGGUAAGCUAGGUCGGUGUUAGCUGCUAGCCCCGCCGUAGAGCACCGAGGUUAGCCGCACAACUUUGCCUAGGCUUCGCUCAAGGAUCCGGCUCAAAAGUAGAAUAUUGUGUGUUUUUAUCAACGAGUGACUCGUUGGGUUUAAAGGGUCGUGUCGAGUCGGGCUUAUGUGCUAUGUGUGUCGAAGAUUACUCCCAGAAAACGCUGAUCCGCCCGCAAGAUGCAGCCCCUGCAAACAGCCUAACCCCCACCGCCGACGCACAAUGCCGGAUCACGCCGAGUGAACAGUCGCAGUUUUGACAGAAGACGGAGCGUCAAGUCGCGCAGGUUGCUCCACAUUUUUUGUUGUCGUGCGGAUGCGAACGCACCGAGGAGUAAUUUUUUUUAAAGUCUGACAAAAGGGAUACGGACAGAUCGUCUUCAAAUCAGGCAUAUAUAUAUAUAUAUAUUUAUUUUUUUUUGGUCGACUCCUUGCAUCAAAAUGUCGGCCAUCUCUGCAGCCGAGAAAGUGGACGGAUUUACGAAAAAGUCCGUGAGGAAGGCCCAGAAGCAGAGAAGAUCCCCCGGCUCGUCUCAGUACAGGAAUCAGAUCGUUCCGGUGGAGCUUUCGUCUCUGCCCCAGCUAAAAGAUGCGCCCUCCACUGAGCAACAGGAACUUUUCAGUCAGAAACUCCGGCAGUGCUGCAUGCUCUUUGACUUCAUUGACUCGGUGACGGAGAUGAAGAGCAAGGAGAUCAAGAGGGCCACGCUGAAUGAGCUGGUGGACUAUGUGUCCACCAACAGAGGAGUCCUCGUGGAGUCUGCGUACCCUGAGAUCACCAACAUGAUCACCACGAACAUUUUCCGUACACUUGCACCGAGUGACAACCCAGAUUUUGACCCAGAGGAGGAUGAACCCACUCUAGAAGCUUCAUGGCCUCAUAUCCAACUUGUCUAUGAGUUCCUUCUGCGCUUUCUUGAGAAUCCGGACUUCCAGCCCAGCAUUGCGAAGCGCUACAUUGAUCAGAAGUUUGUACUUCAGCUUCUGGAGCUGUUUGACAGUGAGGAUCCAAGGGAGAGGGACUUCCUGAAGACCAUCUUGCACCGGAUUUAUGGGAAGUUCCUGGGGCUUCGGGCCUUCAUCCGGAAGCAGAUUAACAACAUCUUCUUGCGGUUCAUCUAUGAGACUGAACAUUUCAAUGGCGUCGCUGAACUCUUAGAAAUCCUGGGAAGCAUCAUCAAUGGCUUCGCGCUACCUUUGAAGGCGGAGCAUAAACAGUUUCUAAUGAAGGUGCUCAUCCCGUUACACACGGCAAAAGGACUGGCCCUGUUUCACGCGCAGCUGGCCUACUGUGUUGUCCAGUUCUUGGAAAAAGAUCCCACGCUCACUGAACCGGUGAUCCGAGGCCUGCUGAAGUUUUGGCCCAAGACGUGCAGCCAGAAAGAGGUGAUGUUCCUGGGUGAGAUUGAGGAGAUUUUGGAUGUCAUUGAGCCGACACAGUUUAAGAAAAUCCAGGAGCCGUUGUUCAAGCAGAUCUCCAAAUGCGUGGCCAAUCCCCACUUUCAGGUAGCUAAGAACGUUUUUUUUUUUUCCCUGGACCCUUAUUUACAACCACAGUGGCAUGUGUACUCACAGGUAGCGGAGCGAGCACUGUACUUCUGGAAUAACGAGUAUAUUCUCAGCCUCAUCGAGGAGAACAUCGACAAGAUCCUCCCCGUCAUGUUUGGAAGCCUGUACCGGAUCUCCAAAGAGCACUGGAAUCAGACCAUUGUAGCUCUGGUCUACAAUGUGCUGAAGACACUGAUGGAGAUGAACUGUACUCUCUUUGAUGAGUUAACCUCCUCCUAUAAGUCAGACCGGCAACGGGAGAAGAAGAAGGAGCAAGAGCGCGACGAGCUUUGGAGGAAGCUUGAGGAAUUGCGGCUCAGCGACACCAGGCUGGAACCGAACAACAGCCACAAGCUUCUGAGUCUGCAAAACAACAACAAGAAUAGCAAUAACAACAAUCAGGACAAGGUCACCGAUGAUGUUGACCUUUACGGCGGCCAGUGAGAGAGAGAGAGAGAGAGAGAGAGAGAAACCCACGUGCCAAAACGACACCGCACUCCCGCUUUUAGCAAUCUGGUUGGCGCUGUGUCUCCGUGACUUGUCAGGAGAGGACGAACAAAGAUGGGAGACAAACUACACCUCAUUUUAUAAAGAGUGACUUCAAACGCCUCACGGAAAACAAGGUUUGAUGUUAGCGCGCGUCAGCAGCAGCAGUAUAUAUAAAUAUAUAUAUAUAUAUAUUGUUGUUUUGUCCGCUCUUGUAGUCAAUGUUUUGUGGUGCGGCGGCGGAGAGACAAUUACGACUUGAAUUCAGCAUUUCAGAUUGUUGCUGCGACAAGAUGAAUAGUUCAACAAAGAUGUCUAUUUUGUAACGUUCUGCGUCGUCGCUGCCGACCUUAGUUAUGGGGGGAGGAAGUGAGGCAGACCUAAUUAAAUCCUGCAUAAAGGACCACAAUCAAUGUACCAAUCUGAUAAAACACCCUGUACCUCGGUUUUCGUUUGUAAUCCGAUCCAAAAAUAUCCAGCAAAAUUCCCCUAAGAAAUCCAAUCUAUUUUACAGAGAAUGAUUAUAGUUUUACAUGUAGAGAAGAAUGCGAAAUAUAUAUAUAUAUAAUCGAUGUGUAAAUCAUACUUGCCAACCCUCCCGAAUUUUCCGGGAGACUCCCGAAAUUCAGCGCCUCUCCCGAAAACCUCCCGGGACAAAUAUUCUCCCGAAAAUCUCCCGAUUUUCAGCCAACAGGGUGACAAGAACUAAAUCAUCCAGACUAGAGAUAAAUUGUAUUAUUAUGUUCAUUUUACCUAAAAAUAAAUAUAUUUAUUAAUUAAAAAACCCCAAAACUAAAUAAUUUUUUAAAAUAUUUUGCUAAAAACAUCAAAAUUAAUUGUAUUUUCAUUUGUAUUUUUUUGUGACUCCUUAUUACAUCCAGCCAUAGAAUUAUACAUUAAAAUAAACAUAUUUGAAAUAAUUGAUUUUAAAUGAUCAUAAUAAUUCAUUUAAAAUGACCAUAUUUAAUUAUUAAAAUAAUUGCUUGUUUAUCAACAACUUUAGCAUUUUAUUCAUUACAUUUUGAAGCUCUCAGAAGCCAAGUUAUGUUAUAUUCCUUAAUAUUUAUUUAUGCAAGUUUGAAGUAUCAAUUAUCUAAACACAGUUUUGUUUGCAUAUUUUUAGGAUGUAUAUAUAUAUAUUUGUCUUAAUAAGGUUAUCCAAAAAAUAGUGCUCGAUACCGUAGUAGAGCGCAAUAUAUGUAUGUGUGGGGA